AUGGGGGGCGGUCGCGUGCGGACGGUGGGCGGGCGGACGGCAAUUGCGGACGGCGGCACGACGUCUAGGGACCCGUCUUCCCGGCGGAGGGCGGUGCGCCGGGAGUUCGUGCGCACGGUAGCGGCGAUCGGCAGCCUCGGCGCAGGGCGUGGUGCCUGGCGCGCGCUCUCCGGCGCCCGGCCCAACUACGCCGCCGUCGUCGCGCUCUCCCUCGCUGCCGCGCUCCUCGCCCACCCCUUCUCCCUCGGCUCGCUCAUGUUCUCCGCGCUGGCCCUCGGCGCCGCCGUCGUCUGCGCGCACGGCGCGUUCCGCGUGCCGGAGGACCACUUCCCCGACGUGCCCGACCAGGCUGCCGGCAGCGGCAACCAGCAGGAUAAGGAUGAUGAUGGUGGAUCAUCGGCGGCGGUGCUGCUGCUGCUGCCUGACGACUUCCUCGCCGACGUCCUCCGCCGCCUCCCGCCUAGAAGCCUUGCCGCUUCACGCUGCGUCCGCAAGCAGUGGUGCUCCAUCAUCGACGCCCGACGCAUGCUCCGCGUCGACCUCCUCCCUCUCCAGCUCGACGGCUUCUUCGGCAACCCCAACGACUACGAACACCGCCCAUCUUUCUUCGCACCCCCAUCGACAAUGAGCCGAAUCAUCACCGCCGGCCGCCUCAGCGACUUCUUCGACACCUUCGGCUACAUGAGCAUCGCGGACCACUGUAAUGGUCUGCUUCUACAUGGACUUGGGCAACUGACGGUGGUCAACCCAGCCACACGACAAUGGGCCGCCUUGCCUGCCUUCCCAUCACCAUCAGCAUCAUCAUCAUCAUCAUCAGUUGUCGACGAUCAGCUGCUUCUAUCUGUCGGCAAUCAGCUGAUUGUCUACGAUCCCAUGGUGUCGCCGCAGCACUACGAGGUAUUUGUCAUCCCCAUUUUCUAUACAUAUACCACCAGCGACGGAGACGGAGACGGAGACGGCGACGGCGACGACGAAACCCAAACCCAACAUCUGGCAGCAGACUACUCAGCAGAUCAGUACUGGCCACCGUCGCCAUACACAAUACACGUCUUCUCCUCGAGGAAAUGGAUGUGGGAGGAGAGGUCCUUUGUCCGCCAAGGGGAUCCUGCCGGAACCAUCGCCGAUAUGCUAUCGUGCUCCGACAGCCGCAGCCUGGAAGAACAGGGCGUCUAUUUUCAGGAAGCACUCUAUGUGCGUUGUCGAAACGAUUCUGUAAUUAGAAUAAGCUUGUCAGGUGACAAUAAGUACCAGAUGAUUAAAUCACCUGUAUCAAGGACCGGAGUUGGUGAGUAUGAUCUCUCUUACUUGGGAAAAUCAGAAAAAGGGGUCUACUCUGCGCUACUUCAUGAGGGUGGUGAUAGUUGCCCACAAUGUCGAGCGGCCGCAUUUAGCCGCGUGUUUAAAGGCAUCAAAGAGAUGGGAAAGACUGGUUACAUAGUUGGGUGA
Molecule: messenger RNA, 1446 nt
Organism: Panicum virgatum (switchgrass)
Lineage: Eukaryota; Viridiplantae; Streptophyta; Magnoliopsida; Poales; Poaceae
Exons: 4
Coding region: 1-1446 (481 amino acids)
Molecular function (GO): protein binding
Source: RefSeq, a predicted model, not a curated record